Molecule: messenger RNA, 486 nt
Organism: Racocetra fulgida
Lineage: Eukaryota; Fungi; Glomeromycota; Glomeromycetes; Diversisporales; Gigasporaceae
Source: the annotation of a GenBank genome assembly
AUUAGUGACACAGCAUUUUAUGAAGCCCAAAAAGUUGAAAUUAUUGUAUCAGUCUCGGUCGGAGCAGUCUCAGGCGCAGACCCCCAUCUUCCAUAUAAGCAGUAUUUCUAUGACGCAAUUUGUAUCGGUGCAGCCUUAUGUGCAACAAACAGAAGUGGUGGUGGAUUCAGAGAAACAGGUAGUGGAGAGGAUUCACAGUCAUGUAGCAGUAAAUUAUUGGGAGAACGUAAUUCGAUCUUCACAGAUGAUAUUGGAAUGGUUAAAGGAAAGGGUCCCCCUGUUCCUAAGGAACUUAGUAUACUUGGCGGCCAGCUCAGAUCCAAGGCCCUAUCAUUUUAUAAGGAAAGAGAAGGGUUGGUUAGAAAAGGAGUUGGAGAGGUUAGUAGCAUCAGGGGCAAUAUUAAAAAUUGGCAAAGGAAAGUCAUAACCAGCAAGUUUCCUGGAAGUAAGCCUGAUGUUUUUGAUUCUGAAACAAGACCCUCAGAG